Molecule: messenger RNA, 837 nt
Organism: Drosophila novamexicana
Lineage: Eukaryota; Metazoa; Arthropoda; Insecta; Diptera; Drosophilidae
Product: ER membrane protein complex subunit 7 homolog
Exons: 1
Coding region: 54-758 (234 amino acids)
Cellular component (GO): EMC complex
Molecular function (GO): carbohydrate binding
Source: RefSeq, a predicted model, not a curated record
AGUCAGAGAAUCUUUCCUGACACACACAUCACGUUUUAGAAAUCGAGUCGAAAAUGUUUAAAAAUUUCUUAAUUAUUUUAAUGCUCUGUGCGCUCCAAACUUAUUCGCAGUCUGUGGAGCUUUCCAAGGGGCUGGGCGCCAAAAAGAAUGCCGCCAGCACCACGCUCUACACGAUUGAGGGCCUCAUUCUGCCGCCCGAUCCGCUGAUCCGCAUCAGUGCCCAGUGGCCGGCGGACAUAACGCUGUCGAUCAAUGGAGGCGAGUACCAGGGAUUCGUGCGGCUGGAUGGCAGCUUUACCAUAAGCGGUGUCCCGUCCGGCAGUUACAUAGUGUACGCGCAUCAUGCGGAUAUUUUCUUUCAGCCUGUGCGCGUGGACAUUGCCCACAAUGGCAAGUUCCGGGCGCGCAAGGUGAGCCACAUCAAGCCAUCGCAGGUGGUGAGGUUGCCCUAUCCGCUGGUCCUGAAGCCCGUCAUGCGUCGCCGUUACUUCCGCACCCGCGAGCAGUGGAACAUCAUGGACUACGUGCUGAAUCCCAUGGUGCUGCUCAUGGUGGUGCCGCUCAUGCUGAUGCUGCUGCUGCCGCGACUCAUCAACGAUCCGGAAACCAAGCGCGAAAUCGAGAGUAUACAAUUCCCCAAGAUACCCAACGGCAUGCCGGAUCUCAGCGAUGUGCUCACCUCGCUGCUAACCGGAAAGCGACCACCCGAAAAGGAGAAGAAGGCCAUUGGAGGCACCGCAAAUAAAAGGCGCAACUAGCUAGCUCCUUGUUUUUAUGCGAUUCACUUCUGAAGUUUCAUGCAUUAUUAUGAAUCUGUGAAUAAUAUCCGAGAUGAAU